Molecule: messenger RNA, 1193 nt
Organism: Aspergillus nomiae NRRL 13137
Lineage: Eukaryota; Fungi; Ascomycota; Eurotiomycetes; Eurotiales; Aspergillaceae
Exons: 7
Coding region: 1-1074 (357 amino acids)
Source: RefSeq, a predicted model, not a curated record
AUGCAAACACAGCGUUUGGGGUUUCCACCAGGAAUCCCCGACAGUGACGGUGGAGGGUUCAUACCCGCUGUGAUGGACAACUCUCAGCCAUGGCUACGAACAGCGAAUCGCGUACUCAUUGGAGUAGGUUUGGCUAUUAACACACCUCUUCUGGUAAUGCGAAUUUACACCAAAAUUCGACUGAUGAGAAGAUUCUGGUGGGACGACGUAUGCUUGAUUCUUGCUUGGAUCUGCUCCGUCGCGACGCAGGCGGUCAUUUUAUAUGGGUUCGAACAUGCAGGAUAUGGCAUCCACGUUUCGCAGCUGCCAUUAUCCGUGCUCAGUACCUAUCGCAAGUGCAUGCUGGCGGCAUCGGUCAUAUACGUCCCCGCGCUCGCCUUUGCGAAGCUCGCCUUGCUUAUGCUCUACUAUCGACUCCUACAAGCGACGCAUCCGCUAUAUGUGUACACCAUUUACGCGGUCGGCUUCGUCAUUGCAGGUUAUAGUAUUGCACUUCCCCUGGCAUUGAUCUUCGGCUGCAGCCCUAUUCAAAAAAGCUGGGACAUCACUAUUGCGGGCUCCUGCAUCAACACAAGCGGAGUCUAUCUCGCGACUGCCAUCACUAACACGAUCAGUGAUGUCACAUUGAUACUGCUCCCGAUCCCCAUUGUAUGGGGUCUCCGUCUAUCCAUCAUUCAAAAGGUCGGAGUGCUCUGUAUGUUUGGUGUUGGAUUCUUAACCACCAGUAUAAGUAUCGUUCGCUUAGCAACGCUGAUGCCUCUGGUCACGUCGCAAGAUCAGACACACGAUAUCGCCCUCGCCGCGGUCUUCAUCAAUAUCGAAGCCAACACCAUUAUCAUAUGCGGCUCUUUCCCCUAUUUACGCCAAUUCCUGCGAUACCAUGCUCCGCGGUGGAUCGAUUAUAGUCUGAACUCGCGACGGAAACAAUCCUCUUCUACAGAGUCGCCAUCAGCUCCAAUGCGCAAGCCAGGUCUCACUCAGCUCCAGGAUGAUAUCGAAAGGGCGAUCAACCACACGGAUGGGAUCACGAGCGUAGAAGGGAGUAUCAAACCGGGGCCCAGAGAAGUGAUAUAGUAUUCGCUCGUGUGUAUAAAAGUAUACGACCUGGCGGGGUUCAAAAGUGCUUCCUGCCAGGGGGUGGGAUUUUUCAUAGCAGAGGGGGCGUUAAUACUUAGAAAAAUAGAUUUUGGGCA